AGAGGGGGUCCAGCUCGGCCUUAUCCAGAUGCGUCGAGGAGCGGCCUUAGUCGCAGGGAUUAUGUGCUUCCCUCGAUACUUGCCUCGAGCCCUCUGUUUCGAGGACUGUGUCGGGGUUUUGUCGCACUCUUGCUCUCUUUUCAAUUUUGUUUUCUCGCCUCUUGUUUACUUUUCCGAGAUGGCUGUCGCGAAUAUGACUAUGGCCGUGACGUGCCCGCGCUUUGUCGCUGUUACGGGACGCGCUGAGACCAAUUUGAGGUCUAAUGGUGUGGCAUUGAGCUUGGCAGAGCUUGUUGCAGCUUCUUCGUCGUCGAUGAGCUGCACGUUUUCGGAAUUCUCGCUUGGGAGCAAGCGUGGUGGUCUGAGUGGCGGAACUAUAACCAGGGCGUCUGACUUGGAGAAGGAAUUGGAGCAGCAACUUUAUACGAGUAUUACGGAUGAGAUGAUGGGAAGCGCGUCGAGUGCUGAUGAGGGCGUGUUUGGGAACGAUGGUAUUGCGUCACCUGGGAUGGAGGUUUCUGCUGGUAGUGGUGAGGAUGAUGUUGCAGCUCCGGUUGCGGAGGAACAGCUAGGGUCGAAGGUUUAUGUUGGGAACUUGCCGUGGACUUGCGAUAGCGCGCAGCUCGCGGAAAUUUGCAGUCAACACGGUACUGUAGAUGUGGUGGAAGUCAUUUAUGAUAAAUUGUCGGGGAGGAGCCGAGGGUUUGCUUUUGUAACCAUGGCGAGCCACGACGAUGCCCAAGCUUUGAUUAAUGCGCUUGACGGGAGUGAUAUGGGAGGGAGGGCCUUGAAGGUUAACUUCCCCCAGUCGCAGAAGGACAAGCCUCGUUUUGAGAAGUCUGAAGCCAGGCCUCCUACUGCCGACCGCAGGCCGAGGGAUGACCCGAACAAGUUGUUUGUUGGCAACAUUCCCUGGGGAUGCGAUGAAGCUGCUAUGACUUCUCUGUUCUCUCCUUACGGUUCAGUUGUGGAUGCUAAGAUUGUGUACGACAGGGAUUCGGGAAGGUCCCGUGGAUUUGGAUUCGUGACUAUGGAAAAAGUAGGUGAUGCACAAACCGCUAUGGAGAACCUUGAUGGCACUGAGCUUGAUGGACGGGAGUUGCGAGUCAACUUUGCUGGAGAAAAGCCCCCAUCCAGCAACUAUGAGGCGUCCUCUCCCAGGUCAGAGAGACCCAGCGGUGGAGAUCGCAAGUCGAGAGAUGGUCCGAACAAGCUCUUCGUUGGAAACCUCUCCUGGGGAUGCGACGAAACAGCCUUGGAAUCUCUAUUUUCAGAUUACGGGAGGGUUGUUGAAGCCAGAAUUGCUUACGAUAAGGAUUCUGGAAGGUCACGAGGAUUCGGAUUCGUGACGUUGUCGAAUGAAACUGAGGUAAAUACUGCAAUUGAGAACCUUGAUGGCGCGGAAUUUGACGCAAGGCAAUUGAGAGUGAACUUGGCUGGAGACAAGCCCGCACCCAGGUAUUGAGAGUAGGGACUCGGAUCUGCAGUUGUACAUGCUCUUGCGGCAUCGUUCAUUUUUGUUUGUAGGGAACAAAGUAAAAUUACCUGGCUUUGUUGUAUGGAUUAGAUUAGAUAUAUGAGAAACAGUAGUUUGGGAAUUUUUGGGGUUGGAGUCGGCAGACACGAAGAGUUCCUGGAUUCUUGGGUGGAUACACAUGAGCGCAGUUAAGCAACUUCAGAUGCAAUUUGUCAAUUAUGUUGCCCCUCGAAGUUUUUCAACUGCUGUGGACUGUUUCAGCUUUGAUCAAGUCGCUUUGUCUCAUUUUA
This is a messenger RNA of Physcomitrium patens, 1767 nucleotides long. RefSeq lists its product as uncharacterized. Gene Ontology annotation, biological process: chloroplast rRNA processing. Gene Ontology annotation, cellular component: chloroplast thylakoid membrane. The record is from RefSeq and is a predicted model, not a curated record. Gene Ontology annotation, molecular function: mRNA binding. Lineage: Eukaryota; Viridiplantae; Streptophyta; Bryopsida; Funariales; Funariaceae.